Molecule: messenger RNA, 575 nt
Organism: Neodiprion fabricii
Lineage: Eukaryota; Metazoa; Arthropoda; Insecta; Hymenoptera; Diprionidae
Gene: Dad1
Product: dolichyl-diphosphooligosaccharide--protein glycosyltransferase subunit DAD1
Exons: 2
Coding region: 116-451 (111 amino acids)
Biological process (GO): protein N-linked glycosylation
Cellular component (GO): oligosaccharyltransferase complex; membrane
Source: RefSeq, a predicted model, not a curated record
UUCCCAAGUUACACGUCCAUAUUCAAGGUUCGUAAUCGUGUGUCUUGCCGGCUGCUGGUGCCACGCGUCAAAAUAUCAGUUGUGAACGACGAAAAUAUCGUAAAAACACUACAAAAUGUCGGUCGUUGCAGUACUGGGAAAAUUCUGGCAAGAGUAUACGAAGAAUACUCCGAAAAAAUUGAAGAUCAUCGACGCGUAUCUGUUCUACAUAUUUCUGACAGGAGUCACACAAUUCGUCUACUGCUGUUUGGUCGGUACAUUCCCAUUCAAUAGUUUCCUCAGCGGUUUUAUCUCCUGCGUUUCGUGCUUCGUUCUCGGCGUUUGCCUGCGGCUGCAGGUCAAUCCGCAGAACAAAAGUCAAUUCCAUGGCAUCAGUCCAGAGAGAGGAUUCGCUGACUUCAUAUUCGCCCACAUUAUACUUCACAUUGUAGUCAUGAACUUCAUCGGUUGAAUGAUACACCGUGUUUGCCGUAUUGUAAAGUAAAGCUUCAACAAUUUUUCUGUGUAUAAAUUUGAACUAAUUAUCUAAAGCAAUGAUAAGUUCUCAAACAAAAUAAAUUCUUUUUUCAUAUCAA